UCUGAUGCAGAAUAAAGAAUUCAAGGGAUGCUGUACGUUGAUACAGAUUUGGUCAUGGGAGCACAUUCAUAUUGGACGACCCACUUUACUUAUGCACCGUGACUUAGAGGGGCAGUAUCCGUUGGCAUACAGGUAUAAUGUACGAUACGCUCAGUACAGAUCAGCGACACGUCACCGUCAGUUUUACCGAAAUGAGCUUGAUGGCCUCCAGCACGAACAGUUCAAGUAGAGACCCUAUACACCGCCGGAGCUCGAUAUGCAUUCUCUUGCACCUAUCUGCCGAGAUAGUCCCGACUUGUGGAGAGCCAGAGUUCCAUUGAUCUGUUGGGAGAUCGUAGAGAUGCAUGUACCGGACUGUGUGCUACGGCAGUUUACACUCUCUCAACAUAUUCCAGAUCCUGUCGAGCAGAUCAAUCGUCGGCGGCGUCCUACAUCGCACCGGACUAACUGGGCCGUAGUCCGUGUGGCCUACAUAGAUAGGUGGGUUCACAGGUGGGAUUGCAUACAGGAUACGAGGCCCACAGCUAUUGACUAUAUCGCGUAUAUGCAUUGGUAUUGGGGUAUCACACGUAGAUGGAUCACGCGUGACCCAUAGCCCUUAGUUGGACACAUGCCACGCCCACCGACAGAUAGUUACAUCCCUAGUGGGAUGAACGAGAGAG
Messenger RNA from Asparagus officinalis (garden asparagus), 662 nucleotides. RefSeq names its product protein MAIN-LIKE 2-like. The coding region runs from base 5 to 229 and encodes 74 amino acids. The record is from RefSeq and is a predicted model, not a curated record. The transcript is spliced from 3 exons. NCBI's taxonomy places the organism in Eukaryota, Viridiplantae, Streptophyta, Magnoliopsida, Asparagales, Asparagaceae.